Messenger RNA from Punica granatum (pomegranate), 2014 nucleotides. NCBI's taxonomy places the organism in Eukaryota, Viridiplantae, Streptophyta, Magnoliopsida, Myrtales, Lythraceae. The record is from RefSeq and is a predicted model, not a curated record.
GUCUCUAUAAUGUAACCUCUUAAACAUUUUUCCCUUUGUACAUGUUUUUAAUAUCGAUGGACAUCCAUUGAUUGUUCGAGAAAAAAAAAGUAAUUCACUAAAAAGUUUAUAUAUAUGGUUUUUUUCCUUUUGUUUUGUUUUUUUUGGCUGAGUUUAUAUAUAUGUGUGUAUAUAUAUGUAUACACUACAUAAUGUACGCAAUUUCCUGUCUGUUCCCUGUCUUUACUUUGAAAAGGGAAAGCCUCCAGUCUCUGUGGCUUCCCUGCUGCGGUAAGAAGAAACCAUUGGCGCCCAUCCCUUCCCUUCCCUGCCACCAAAUCUCUCUCCGAUCCCCAGAAAAUCCUCUCUCUCUAUCGUCGCACGUCCGCACCCCUAUAAAUGGCUCCCUCUGCGUCUACCGAUUCCGCUGCUGCUGCCGACAAUGGCGAAACUCACCCACCACCACAACCACAGGCACGCCCCCUGGAAGAAAUGGGCCGUCGUGGCCACCUGCGCCGGCCUCUUCGGGGCCGCUCUCAUCGCGGAUUUCUUCUGGGCGUCCUCUUCUGCCACCUCUGCCUACUUGUCGUUGGCCUCCAACUGGGCUCGUCAGAGAACAGGGAUCAUCGUCUUGCCCACCGUACCCUCUCAAGCGGAUGAGAAGAAAGUAGAGGAGGCGAAGCCAAAGGAGGAUCGGGAACGAGAACGGUUUUUAUCUGCAACUUUCGCUGAUAUACCCGCACCAGAAUGGAAAUGGGAGGAGAUGCCAGCGGCUCCUGUGCCUCGGCUCGAUGGAGCUGCAAUACAGAUUGAGAACCUGCUCUAUGUCUUUGCAGGAUAUGGUACCCUCGAUUGGGUGCAUUCGCAUGUGGAUGUGUACAACUUUACUAAUAACACAUGGGGAGGGAGGUUUGAUAUGCCGAAAGAGAUGGCACAUUCUCAUCUGGGAAUGGCAACUGAUGGGAGAUAUAUCUAUAUCGUCUCGGGACAAUAUGGGCCCCAGUGUAGAGGUCCUGUUGCCCAUACCUUCAUACUCGAUACUAAAACAAAGAAAUGGAGCAAGAUGCCACCUUUACCAGCCCCUAGGUAUGCUCCAGCGACUCAACUAUGGAGAGGGAGACUACAUGUAAUGGGGGGCAGCAAAGAGAAUCGCCACACACCAGGUGUGGAGCAUUGGAGUCUCGCAGUUAAGGAUGGGAAACCGCUGGAGAAGGAGUGGCGCACAGAAAUCCCGAUUCCUCGAGGGGGACCUCAUAGGGCUUGUGUUGUGGUUGAUGACCGACUCUUUGUUAUUGGGGGUCAAGAGGGUGAUUUUAUGGCAAAACCAGGGUCCCCUAUAUUCAAGUGCUCACGAAGGAAUGAGGUCGUCUAUGGUGAUGUUUAUAUGCUGGACAAGGAGAUGAAGUGGAAGGUCUUACCUCCAAUGCCAAAGCCGAACUCCCAUAUAGAGUUCUCUUGGGUCAUUGUGAACAACUCCAUCAUCAUCACUGGAGGUACAACCGAGAAGCACCCAGUGACCAAGAGGAUGAUCCUUGUGGGGGAGGUUUUCCAGUUUAAGCUUGACUCAAUGGAAUGGUCCGUGAUCGGAAAGCUUCCAUACCGCAUUAAAACAACAAUUGCUGGGUUUUGGGAUGGAUGGCUGUAUUUUACAUCGGGGCAGCGGGAUAGGGGCCCUGAUAAUCCUCAGCCAAGGAAAGUUGUAGGAGACAUGUGGAGAACCAAAUUGAGUUUAUAAUGUCGAAGAUAAGGGAACGGCUAUGCCUCGUCAUAUCAACGCCGAAGUUUCUUCUGAUUUCGGGCAUUUGAUUUUUCUAGGUCCUAUGUAUUCUUUCUCGGAUUGCUUUUUCCUUCUGUACAUAGAGAAUCAUGCAUCCUUAGAUUAAAUUUGUUACUGCAAGGUUUUAUUUAUUUAUUUAUUUUUCCCCCCCUCGAACGAUAGCAAGAAUCCUUUGUAUAUCAACAGCAAAAACGGAUAGGUUCUUGUUUGCCUAUCAAAGAAGAGGAACAAUACAAACUACAAUUUUGCUGAUUAUUC